Messenger RNA from Bactrocera tryoni, 1524 nucleotides. RefSeq lists its product as uncharacterized. NCBI's taxonomy places the organism in Eukaryota, Metazoa, Arthropoda, Insecta, Diptera, Tephritidae. The transcript has 2 exons. The record is from RefSeq and is a predicted model, not a curated record. The coding region runs from base 1 to 1524 and encodes 507 amino acids.
AUGGAGGAGCGGUUUUACGGUUAUUUCCUAUUUCGAAAUCAACCACUACAUUGUGUGGAUAAAGAGUUACCGUUGAAUUUUGCACUGCCCUCCCUACAAUGGAACCAGAGUUACUCGGGCUACGUACGGGGUACUGGUAAUAGCAUGAUAUUGUCGAUAAUUUGCGUGCAGCAUCUCACCGAUAAAGACUACUUGCUGAAAUUCGCUGAAGACUUGCAACACUUACGCAAAAGACGCAUUUUGGCUAUAUACCAUAGGAAUUUCACCACUAACGCUUUAUCGGAAAUCGAAACAUUUUUCCAGUACUGCCAGCAAGUGAAAUUUUUUAAUGUAAUACUUAUACAUCGGGACUUCGCCAAUACACACAUCUAUCAUUCGUACAAUCAGUUUCCCGAAUUCGAAUUGGAAACACGAGAUAUGCGCAAUAGCAUAAGCAUCUACCCGAAUCGACUGGCCGACGUUGCGGAGACAAAGUUGAACAUCUUGGCGGACCAAGUUGAGCCGAAUACAAUGUUUUACGUGAGCAAACGCGGUACACUUUAUAUAGCCGGUUAUAUUGGCCAUUUCAUAGCACAGUUUGCUGAGAGAUAUAAUUUCCAGUUAUGGUUACCAGAUAACUAUAAUUCUACUACCGAACAUGCUGUUUACACCGAGGAGAUCCGGCAAGCGGCGCGUAACGGUUCAAUUGAUGUGGGCGCCAGUUUGUUGACACCACAAAAGGAAAUGAAUGUGCAUGGUUAUAUUUAUCCCAUUGAAUUCUUUCAAUGGCUUACCAUGAUGCCGGUAGAACCGCCAUUAGAAACUUAUCAGUUCUUCAUAUUAUUCUUCCGUCCCGCUGUUUUAGCUGGACUUUUCUUCGUCAUUUGGUUGUUGUGCUUUGUUAAUGCCGUGCAAAUGGAACUGAUGUACAGAGGCAUACACUGGAAUCGCACCGCAAUAUUACUGCUUAUAAUUCCCUGGGAACUGAACUUGUUACGUGGUCUGCUCUGUCAAUCUACCGCUAUACGCGCUAAAUGUUUAAGUCGACGCAUUUUAUUUAUAUUAAUUUUUUUACUCGGUGGCAUGUUGGGCAAUUUCUUCUCGACCAAUCUGGUGAAAUGGCUAACGGUGCCACCACACGAAGAGCCGAUUGAAAGUUUUCGUGAAGCCGCGAAACGUAAUGUGAAAAUACAACUUGCCGAACCAGCGAUAUCGGAUGUUAAAUUUUAUCGUGGCGAGGAGUUUUGGAAAGAAAAUAGUGACGCUUUUCACAUCGUCAAAACGAUCGAUGAAUAUCAGGCGAACAUGCGUAAAAUGGAUACACGUUAUGGUUAUGUGAUGGAGUCGCUAGCUUGGCCAAUUAUUGAGCAUCGCCAACGGUAUUUCACACAUCCAUUAUUUCGCCUGUCGGAACGACUUUAUUACACAAAGGGCUCACUACUCAGCUUGCCCAUUAGCGAGAAUUGCAUUUACAAAGACCUUUUGAGUGAUUUCUAUUUGCGUUCACGUGAAUCUGGUUUACUAAGCCAUUGGCGUCAAUCUUAG